UCAAAACUAUGGAUGUCUUAUGCAUAUGCUUGAGAUUCUGACAUGCUUUAGGUUUCAAAACACGAGGAUCUUUAACACUGCUGUAGAACCCAAAAAUGAGAGGAUGUGUGACCUCCUUUGUUCAUGGAGAAGCUCAUUUUGGCUCAGUCACAAAUGUACUGUCGCCUUACAGUGCAUUUGUACCAUGAUCGUCACGGUUUAUUUGUAAUUGUGGCUGUAUUCAGGACUUCGCAAUGGAUCUCGUUGAUGUAUGCCGAAGUUCUUUGGUGGCCGCACUAAGUUAUACUUACUUCUUAGCAUUUAUUUGCAAAGGAGCUUCAUUAAUUGAACUUACGAAUUUGAGUUCUCACCAGUAUAUCAUCAGCUAACAAUUAGUGGGGUUGAAAUUUCUAUACCCAUACCAAUCCUUAUAUUUUACUUGAUAUCGCUUAGUCUAUGGUUACUGGGUGUUUAGACGGGGGAGUUUAUGGUGGAUCCUCUUGCUAUAUGCGGAAUUUCUUCAGGGCAUGAAUUUCAGUUUCUAUCAUAGUUCAUGGCGUUUUUGCAAAGGGCUUCCUUCGCUGAACUUCAGAUCUGGAGCUCUCACCUGUAGCUUAGCACCAGUUUAUAUGCAGUGGGUCAAAUCCUUUACUCCCAUCUACAAUCCAUAUCAUAUAGCUCAAUUUUACUUGUCUUUCCGCAGAACCAAGGGUUUUCCGUGGCAGCAUGAUUUGUUUGAAGAUAGUCUUCGAGCUGCAGGGUUAACUGGAGUAGAAAAUGGCACAAAGUUGUAUGUUUCCAACUUGGACUUCGGAGUGACUAAUGAAGACAUAAGGGAACUUUUCUCUGAGAUUGGAGAACUGAAACGAUAUGCUGUUCAUUUUGAUGCAAAUGGUCGCCCAAGUGGUUCAGCUGAAGUGGUGUUUUCUAGAAGAAGUGACGCAUUUCAAGCACUUAAGCGUUAUAAUAAUGUACAACUGGAUGGAAAGCCUAUGAAGAUCGAAAUAAUAGGCGCAAAUUCAGAAAUUCCUGUUUCGGCUCGUGUCAAUGUAGUUGGAGUAAAUGGAAGGAGGACGGUUGUUAUGGCGUCGGGAAUGGGUCGUGGCAGAGGCUCUGCUGCUGUUAUUCGUGGUGCUGGUAGUCAGAGGAGCCGUGGGGGCAUACAGAAUGGCCGUGGCCGUGGUCGUGGUGGUCUGCCGAAUAGAAGUGGCCGUGGCCGUGGCCGUGGCCGAGGUGGUGUUCGUGGUCAGGGGCGUGGCCGAGGGGGGAAGAAACCUGUCAAAGUAUCAGCUGAUGAUCUCGACAAAGAGCUGGAGACCUAUCAUGCGGACGCAAUGCAAACUUGAUAGGAAUUCAUACUUUUAAAACUGGACAUAUAGAUUGUAGUCAGAAGUUGCUAUGUUGGCUGUACAAAAACUUUAAGAUGAUGACUGCUGCAAUUCUGUUCCAUCCUCCUGUUGCUUUUGGAUGGAUAUGCCUUUUUUUUUUUUUUUUUCCUUAUUAUGCUAUGUUAUUGUGGUCGUAGAAUCACUGCUUUGGUAUUUUCAAUUGUUGUUUUAGUUAA
Molecule: messenger RNA, 1543 nt
Organism: Cornus florida
Lineage: Eukaryota; Viridiplantae; Streptophyta; Magnoliopsida; Cornales; Cornaceae
Product: THO complex subunit 4D-like
Exons: 6
Coding region: 507-1325 (272 amino acids)
Biological process (GO): mRNA export from nucleus
Cellular component (GO): nucleus
Molecular function (GO): mRNA binding
Source: RefSeq, a predicted model, not a curated record